GUGAUAGCCGAGGUGUACAGGUCCUCUAGUCUGUCAGUCAGUGCGUCUGUGGCUGUCGGCAACCACUGUAACAACCAGUAUCUAUCUGUGGCCACCCUCAACAACAACCAGCAAAAACAAUAAAAACCAACAACAAUAACAACUAAAUCUUCCAGCGUGACUAGUACCAUCUGUCGUUAUGGAGGACCAGAAUGGCUGUCUAGCUCUAGGUAACCAAGACCAACCACCAUCCCCUGUGCACCUACCACUAUUACUAAGGGACCACCACGAUCCACCACCAUUCUCAGGUGAUCAACAGGACCCACCACCAUUCCCAAGUGAAGAAAAGGACCCACCACCAUUCUCAGGUGAUCAACAGGACCCACCACCAUUCUCAGGUGAUCAACAGGACCCACCACCAUUCUCAGGUGAUCAACAGGACCCACCACCAUUCCCAAGUGAAGAAAAGGACCCACCACCAUUCUCAGGUGAUCAACAGGACCCACCACCAUUCUCAGGUGAUCAACAGGACCCACCACCAUUCUCAAGUGAAGAAAAGGACCCACCACCAUUCUCAGGUGAUCAACAGGACCCACCACCAUUCCCAAGUGAAGAAAAGGACCCACCAUCAUUCUCAGGUGAUCAACAGGACCCACCAUCAUUCUCAGGUGAUCAACAGGACCCACCAUCAUUCUCAGGUGAUCAACAGGACCCACCACCAUUCUCAGGGAACAACCACGAUCCACUACCUUCAUUUGGGGACUUUCAAGACCCGAUACAACUACCACCACUCCAGAGGGGCUCAGGUUCUGUGAUGCUGAUGACAGGAAAAGAUUGUCCACGAUGUAGGGUUGGGACGCUACAGAAGGAGUUGACGCCCCUCGGGAUAUGUCUGGGAGUGUUUUGCUUCCCCUGCGGCCUCAUAUGUUGCUACACCCUCAGGAAGCGGCGCUGUGAUACCUGUGGAGCGCUGUUUUGAGCACACCUGAAGUAUAACCCCUCCAGGACAUCUACAGUGACAGAAAUAAUACGUUGUUUGGGUCCAGUGAAAACAGUGAUCUUUAAGACAUAGAUGAACUGGGCACUUAACCUAACCAAGCGUAACCUAACCUAACCUAACCAAGCGUAACCUAACCUAACCUAACCUAACCUAACC
Molecule: messenger RNA, 1135 nt
Organism: Homarus americanus (American lobster)
Lineage: Eukaryota; Metazoa; Arthropoda; Malacostraca; Decapoda; Nephropidae
Product: acidic proline-rich protein PRP25-like
Exons: 4
Coding region: 179-958 (259 amino acids)
Source: RefSeq, a predicted model, not a curated record